Molecule: messenger RNA, 1173 nt
Organism: Mytilinidion resinicola
Lineage: Eukaryota; Fungi; Ascomycota; Dothideomycetes; Mytilinidiales; Mytilinidiaceae
Exons: 3
Coding region: 119-1039 (306 amino acids)
Source: RefSeq, a predicted model, not a curated record
AGUUAUUGUUGAUAAGUCCCGUCAAAGUCUCUUUUUGUUUGUUCGUCCGUCCAGCUUUUCUCAUCAUCAUCAGCAUACCAGCCUAGUUGCUCCAGUCUCUCCUUCACCCAAUAUCAUAAUGCGUUCCUCAACUAUCAUCGCAGCCUUUGCUGCUGUCGGCUCAGCUAUGGCUCAGCGCCCUGCUAGCACGCCCAUCUGCGAUUACUACACCGCCGCCCUCCUCAAGAACAACACUGCCGCAAACCAGUAUACUCUUUUGACGCUGCUGGUGAACACCGCUGUCAUCGGAAACUACACCACACCCAAUGUCGGCAUUGCGGCCAAUGGUAUCCUCAACAAUGGAACCUACAAGGGCGAGCCUGUCAGCCUACUCCAGUACUUCGACGGCGCGCUCGAGUCAACCAACUUCAACGGCAAAGCUAUCGCCGUCAACUUCCUCGACGGUGGCGGAGCUGCUCCGUUGUUGCUCAACAUGCCUGCCAACAACACAUCCUCCAUUCAAUAUGGGCUCAUCACUCAUCUCUACCAGUUCUUUGGUGCUCUCCUCAGCUGCUCCGAGUACGGCGCCAUGGGCUUCCCCUCCUACAAGGGCAAGACCAGCAUGGCCGAAGUCCACAGGUUCAUGGACCUCGAGGCUGCCGAAGUUGGCUACUUCAUCGAGCAAGUCGGUCUCUCCGCAGCUUCCUUCGGUGUCACAAACGACGAUGUUACCGCCGUUGGAACGGCCCUGACCAAGCUCUUCGACUAUAAAUGCGCACCUCCCGUCGCCAUUCUCCCCAACGGCACUGCUGAGCUCCAGAGCAUUUGCCAGGCUGAGGAUUGCCCUGUCGCUCCCAAUGCGACCUGCGCGGCGUACCCUCUGAUGGGCAUGCCGACGUCGCCUGCGAAUGCGAGCGUGACCGUCAUGCCCACUGGGACCGUGGCACCGUCGGCGACCACCUCAACGGCGUCAAUGUUCACCGGCGCUGCCCAAGCUAUUGGUGCCGGUGUUGGUUCAGUUGCUGCCGCAGGCCUGUUCGCGCUUGCGCUUGCUUUGUAAGAGAUUUAUGCAUUGGUUACUCAAUAUGCUUUUUGAAGCAGUGGAAUUUGGACAACGAUACCCGAUUCAGGUGGUCCAGGAGUUUUGGGACACGGAUUAUACCAAUAAUAAUAUCAAAAUAUCUAUAAUACAGU